Medicago truncatula (barrel medic) is the source of this 6319-nucleotide messenger RNA. Its product is annotated as formin-like protein 20. The record is from RefSeq and is a predicted model, not a curated record. NCBI's taxonomy places the organism in Eukaryota, Viridiplantae, Streptophyta, Magnoliopsida, Fabales, Fabaceae. Bases 616 to 5346 code for a protein of 1576 amino acids. The transcript is spliced from 17 exons.
CACGUCGAGAGGGUGGCUGCCAUUAAUCGCAGCUUGUCAAAAACAUGUUGUUGUUGUUUGUUUCUACUCUCUCUCUCUCUCUCUCUCUCUCUCUCUGCACUUGUUGUUUUUGCAGAAAACAAAAGAAAGACACAGAUAAAGACCUCGUCUAACUUCUCCUUUUCACUCUAGUCUUCUUCUAUUCUCUCCAUUCCCUUUCAUUUCACUCUAAUCCAUUUAUUUUAUUUUAUUACCUUUUCCGUCAAUUACCGAAAAGGUUUUUAUUCAACUUUUUUUCCAUUAUUCUAACAUACCUACCUACACGUAGCUAAGGUACUUCUUCAACUUCACUUCAAAUCAAAUCAAAUCAAUUCAAUUUCUACCCCUUUUCUCAUUUUUAUCUCUCAUAUCCACUUUUCACAAUUCAAUUAUUUCAUCUUUGGAUCAACCCCACUUCCUAAAUCCCCACUUUCUAUCUCUGAAUUCACCAUUUCUGGAUUAUAUUGUGGUUUAAUUGAACUGGGUAUUUGCAAGAUCUACGUAACCAUUUGUUUAACGCUCAAAGUUUUGAUCUUUAUAUUGUUUCAAACUCAAUUACCGGUUUGGAUCCGAUCAGGGUAGAAACAGCGCCAUCACAUGGCGCUGUUCAGAAGAUUUUUCUACCGAAAGCCGCCGGAUCGGCUUUUGGAGAUCUCCGACAGAGUAUAUGUUUUUGAUUGUUGCUUCUCCACGGACGUCUUGGAAGAAGAUGAAUACAGAGUUUAUAUGGGGGGAGUUGUGGCUCAGCUACAGGAUCACUUUCCAGAUGCUUCUUUCAUGGUGUUCAACUUCCGAGAAGGGGAGAGACGCACUCAAGUCUCAGACAUACUUUCUCAAUAUGAUAUGACAGUGAUGGAGUACCCUCGGCAAUAUGAGGGCUGUCCUCUUCUGCCUUUAGAGAUGAUCCAUCACUUUCUUCGAUCAAGUGAAAGCUGGUUGUCUGUGGAGGGGCAACAAAAUGUGCUUUUGAUGCAUUGCGAAAGGGGGGGUUGGCCUGUGCUGGCGUUUAUGCUAGCAGGUCUUCUGUUAUUCCGGAAACAGUACACUGGCGAGCAAAAGACUCUUGAAAUGGUCUACAAGCAAGCUCCCAGAGAACUACUCCACCUAUUAACUCCGUUGAACCCACAGCCUUCUCAGUUCAGAUAUCUUCAGUAUAUUUCGAGGAGACAUCUGGGUUCUGAGUGGCCACCAUCAGAAACACCCUUGUAUCUGGAUUGUUUGAUUCUUAGAGACCUUCCAUUAUUUGAUGAUGGAAAAGGUUGCAGGCCUGUUGUGCGUGUUUAUGGCCCGGACCCUUCUAAACCUGCCAAUAGAAGUUCAAAGCUUCUUUUUUCAACCUCAAACUCCAUAAAGCAUGCUCGACACUAUCAGCAGGCAGAGUGUGUGCUUGUGAAGAUUGAUAUCCAUUGUCGUGUUCAAGGAGAUGUGGUUCUUGAGUGCGUAAAUUUAAAUGAAGAUUGUACUGGCGAGGAGAUGAUGUUUAGAAUUAUGUUCCAUACUGCAUUUGUGCGGUCAAAUAUAUUGAUACUGAGCCGGGACGAAAUUGAUAUUUUAUGGGAUGCAAAGGAUCAAUAUCCCAAGGAAUUCAAAGCAGAGGUGCUUUUUUUGGACGCUGAUGCUGUUAUACCUGAUCUAAACACAGUAACGGUGAAUAAAGAUGCAAAUGAGACAGAAAGUCCUGAUGUAGAAAGUGCUUCACCUGAGGAAUUCUAUGACAUGGAAGAGAUUUUCAGCAAUGUGAUUGAUGCACAGGAAAGUAAGUCAGAGGAUGAUUCUCAUAUUUUUCAUGACAAUGCAGGGGAUGAUGAAAAUCGUAAAGUGAUCUGGAGGGAGGAUUCAGAUCCUCUUGCUUUUCAGGAUUGCACACUAGAUGAUGGGAUUAACAAACAGGUUGGAAAGAUGGAUUCCGGUAUUAAUGGUGUGAAAGAUAUCUCUGUUGAUGAUGUUAACUACAAGUUCAAUGAGAGCAUGGAUUCAGAUCCUCAGGCAGUGAAGGACAUUGCCAUGGACGAUGUAGAAAUUAAGUUAACUUCCACUGCCAUCACUUAUGAUAUGACGAUACCUCUGGAAACAAAGGAAAUCACGGAGGAUGCUGAUCGGGGAUUGGCAACUAUACAUGAGAAAUGCGAUGAAGGUGACGAAGCGACAGAAGAGGAAUUAGAUUACAAGGAAGGGAAGCCUAUGCCUGAUAGUUCCAAACAAAAAUCAGGCAAACUACUUCCAUCUACUGCUAAGAAACAACUUCCAUCAAACUCAAAGCCAGGAGAUACUGUUGGAAAACAAAAGAUUAAAGAAAACCCUGCUUUUCAGGCGAAACAAGCUAAACCAACUGCAGUGUUAAGGUGGAUUCCUUCUAACAAGGGUUCGUACACAAAUUCAAUGCAUGUAUAUUAUCCACCUACAAGGAUUAAUAGUGCCCCUGCUGGACUGUCAAAUUUAACCACUUCAAAGGAGAAAACGGAAGAUAGCAAAGCAAGAUCUUUAUCUGCUCCUUUUGGUUCUGGAGUAGUUGUUUCCGCUGACAUGAAAAUUGACCUGAAAAGUCGGAAGGUAGGCGCAUCGAAAUCUUUUGGCCACACAGUAUCAGAAAUUGGUGCAAAAUGUCCACCACCACCACUAUCAGUUAAAGAGACAUCUCUUAAGCUAGCUGCUCAGGCACAAGAACAGAGGUCAGAGCAAUUGCUACAGCCUCCCCCACAGUCUCCUCCUCUCCCUCCUCCUCCUCCGCCACCACCACCACCACCACGUGCUUUAGGCGACUCUUCACAUUAUUUUGGACCGUUAACGCCACUUGCAACACCAUCUUCUGUGGUUGGAAAGGGAUCCACCGUACCACCUCCGCCACCACCUCCACCGCCAUCGUUAACAUCAUUUAGUAGACAAGACAUUAAGGUGAAUUUACAGGCUGCAACUUCUCAUCCACCUCCACCACCACCUCCACCCUCCUGGAAGUCUGUGGCUUCAUCAAUAGUUGGAGAGACUUGUGGUUCUUUACCACUCUCCCCGCCCGCUCUUCCCUUUGCAAGCAGUGAAAUCACAUCAAAAUUUUCUGAAGUGCUUACUGCAGUGGCCCCGUCAAGGCCUCCUCCUCCACCACCACCACCACCACCCCCAAUUCCCCCUCCAAGGUACGAAAUUUCAGCCAUUCCUCCACCACCAUCAACAGUACCUCCUACAAAGCAUGGAAUUUCAUCAAUUCCUCCUCCACCUCCUCCCCCUCCCCCCUCAUUUUCUACGUCUUCAACAAACAUGUCUCCAUUCUCGCCACCUCCAGUUGCAUCUCAUAAAGCUCUACCCCCACCGCCACCCCCACCUCCACCACCCUUUGCUAAUUCAUAUACAGGUUCACCUACACCACCUCUUCCUCCAGCUCCUUUUUGCAAGGCUCCACCACCUCCGCCUCCACCUCCUUUUACUAAUGCUCCACCACAACCACCUUUAACUAAAGCUCCACCUCCACCACCACCACCACCACCUCCUCCUUUUACUAGUGCUCCACCAACACCACCCCCACCUCCUCCACCCCCUUUUAGUACAUCCCAGUCCCCACCUUCUCCUUUUAGUAGAGCUCCACCGCCCCCACCACCACCUCUUCCUCAGUCAGGUGGAUCCCCACCUCCACCUCCACCUCCUCCAAUGUCCAAAGCCCCUCCACCUCCCCCUCCUCCAAUGUCCAGAGCCCCUCCACCUCCCCCUCCUCCAAUGUAUGGCUCCCCUCCACCCCCACCAAUGUCCAGAGCUCCUCCACCUCCUCCAAUGUCUGGAGCCCCUCCACCUCCACCUCCUCCAAUGUCUAGAGCUCCUCCACCGCCUCCUCCAAUGCACGGAGCACCACCACCACCGCCUCCUGGUGGUCAAGGUCCGCCUCCUCCCCCACCUCCCGGUGGUCGAGGCCCGCCUCCUCCCCCUCCUCCCGGUGGUCGAGGCCCACCUCCUCCCCCUCCUCCUGGUGGUCGAGGAGGCCCACCUCCUCCACCUAUUCCUGGUGGUGCACCUCCACCGCCUCCACCCUUGGGUUCCAAAGGGGCAAAUGUUGGUCCUGCACGCCCUGGUGCACCAGGGCGUGGAUAUGCACGUCCUGGUGCGGUGGCACCCCGUAGAUCCUCCUUAAAGCCUUUGCAUUGGAGUAAGGUUACAAGGGCAUUGCAAGGAAGUUUAUGGGAAGAAUUACAAAGACACGGUGAACCUCAAACUGCAUCAGAGUUUGAUGUUUCAGAGCUAGAGAAGCUUUUCUCUGCAAAUGUUCCAAAACCUACUGAUUCAAGUAGCAAAUCUGGAGGGAGGCGCAAGUCUGCUGGAUCUAAACCUGACAAAAUUCAAUUGGUUGACCUAAGGAGAGCCAAUAAUACGGAAAUCAUGCUAACUAAGGUUAAGAUGCCACUCCCUGAUAUGAUGGCUGCAGUACUGGCUUUGGAUGACUCGGUAUUAGAUGUUGAUCAGGUGGAAAAUCUCAUUAAGUUUUGUCCUACCAAAGAGGAAAUGGAACUUUUAAAGGCAUACACUGGCGACAAGGAGAGUUUGGGGAAGUGUGAACAGUUUUUUUUGGAGCUGAUGAAGGUGCCAAGGGUGGAGUCAAAAUUAAGAGUAUUUGCUUUCAAAAUUCAGUUUCAGGCUCAGGUUACAGAAUUUAGGAGGAGUUUAAACACUGUGAACUCAGCCUGUGAAGAGGUCCGGAAAUCUGACAAACUGAAAGAUAUCAUGAAGAAAAUUCUUUUUUUGGGUAAUACAUUGAAUCAGGGAACGGCAAGAGGAUCUGCAGUUGGAUUUAAGUUGGAUAGUCUUUUAAAGCUCACUGACACUCGUGCUUCUAACAGUAAGAUGACACUAAUGCAUUAUCUUUGCAAGGUGCUAGCUGAAAGGUCGCCUGGACUCCUUGAUUUUCACAAAGACCUUGGUAGUCUGGAAGGUGCCUCUAAGAUACAAUUGAAAUCAUUAGCAGAAGAGAUGCAGGCAAUCACCAAGGGAUUAGAAAAGGUUAAACAAGAGCUUGCUGGUUCGGAAAAUGAUGGACCUGUGUCCGAAGUUUUCUGUAAGACAUUGAAAGAAUUCAUCACUGCAUCUGAGUCGGACGUGGCAGAUCUACUAAACUUAUAUUCUAUGGUGGGUAAAAACGCGGAUGCACUUGCACAGUAUUUUGGCGAGAAUCCUGCUCAAUGCCCAUGUGAACAAGUUACUGCAACUCUAUUAAAUUUUAUAAGGUUGUUCCGGAAAGCACAUGAAGAGAAUUGCAAACAAGCAGAGUUAGAAAAGAAGAAAGCCGAGAAAGAGGCUGAAACGGAGAAGGCUAAGGGCGUUAACUUAACAAAGAAGAGUGCAAAAGAUAGUUGAUGACUGGGUUUUUUGCUCCUUUGCUUCGACAACCUGCUCUUACCGAAGAACAGGAAUCUACCCAUGCAAGGGUAAGGCUUCUGAGACCAGUUAUGACUUAUGAAGCUCCUCUUUCGACAAUGAUGACGUGAAAAUGAGCCUUCUGAGCUUAUCUUUCGAAGGUGGACUAGCAAAUUCAUGCCACAUGGGGAUCUUGAACAUUCAACAAGCUUAUGAGUUCAUUUUUUGAUGGAAAGCUGUUGGAUCUUUCCCGCAGAGGUUAUUCCAAAUGGGUCUUUGAUGGAAAGCUGUUGGAUCUUUCCCGCAGAGGUUAUUCCAAAUGGGUCUUUGAUGGAAAGCUGUUGGAUCUUUCCCGCGAAGGUUUGAUCCUUUUUGUCAGAAGACUAGUUUUGAUUGAGGUUAUUCCAAAUGGGUCUUUGGAUUGUUGGAUCUUUCGCGCGGAGGAAAUUAAGACACACCGCGGUGGAUGCUUAUCCUUCAAUGAUUGCUACGAAAAUGAUGGAUCCAAUUCAUCUCGUGAUGGUUCUGAGAAGAGAUUUGUGUAGCAGAGCAUGCUUUCUACUGUUGUAGAAUUAGCAUUGAUCUGCCUAAUUCGUUUGGCUUAUUUUGUUGGCACCAGAGCAGAAGCUUUCUGGAUUUGCAAAGCCCUGCAACUGUAGUACCUUGAAACCCUUGUACAAAGCACUAACCCUAUCCUUUAGGAUCCAAUUCUUUCUCAUUAACCUAGAAAUUAGUUAUCCUUUUUAUGGAGAUUUUGGUAGGUACCAUCCAGAAAAUGUUGUAUAGGUAUCAGGUUAAGAGAGAAUAGAAAUCAGGUCAUUGUAUUUGUAACUGUAAUAUAUAAGUAAAGAGGUCUAAUUAGAAAUUAGAAAUGCAAUGCACGUUUCAUUUUUCUUGUGAAAUACAAUGAUCAAGUGUAAAAUGUUACUGUAACAUUCUGUUGUAUACGAAAAGAAAUUCUUAAUUUGCACGU